Molecule: messenger RNA, 1317 nt
Organism: Lactuca virosa
Lineage: Eukaryota; Viridiplantae; Streptophyta; Magnoliopsida; Asterales; Asteraceae
Source: the annotation of a GenBank genome assembly
AUGUUUAGGACUAUUAAUCAGAUACUUUUUAAUUAUAAAACUUGGAAUUUUGAUUGCUCAUCUCUUGACUCUUGUGAAUCAGAAACAUCUUCGAAGAUGGAGUUAGAUCUUCAUGUAUCACAAACUCAAGCUUCAAACGAGAUUGUAUUAGAAGAGCAUGUGAGUCUUGUUUCAUCCAUCAAGAAAAAAAUGGUAAACACAUCUGAUUUUGGUCGCAUAUGCAAAGUUUUAGAGAAAAUUUAUAAGGAAAAUGAAGAGAAAUAUUUCCCUCUAAUUCUCUCAAUUGGCCCUUUUCAUCGUGGCGAAGAAAAAUUAAAAGUCAUGGAGGACUACAAAUGGAAGUAUCUCAACACCCUUCUCUCUCGUGCAACAAAUGUUGAAGCACGAUUAGGGAAGUGUGUCGAGACACUCAAAGUGUUAGAAGAUAAAGCUCGAAAAUGUUACGGAGAAGAAAUUCAUAUGCAGAGUGACGAGUUUGUGGAAAUGAUGUUGAUUGAUGGUUGUUUCAUUAUUGAGCUUUUUAACAAGUCAUGUUGUAAAGGAACUAGACGAAGAGGGGACCCGUUUUUGGCAACAUAUGAAGUGUUUUAUCGAUUGAGACAUGACUUGAUUUUACUCGAAAAUCAAAUCCCUUUCUUUAUUCUUGAUCAUUUGUUCAAUAUUGUUCCUACCCCUAAACAAUGUGGCGACUACUCAUUGAUCGAAUUAGCUUUUCGUUUUUUUAAGAAAACAGUUCAUGAGGACCCGUAUUAUAUUCGAGAGAGAUAUGGCCAAGAAAUUCACCAUCUACUUGACUUGAUUCACCAAUCUUUCAUACCCAAAACACAUAUUUUCCAACUACACUCCAAACAACCACUUCCCAAAAUAGUCAUUCCAACAGUAACUCAACUUCACAGAAUCGGAGCUGAAAUAAAGGGAUCUAAAUCUCGAAACAUCUUGGAAAUAAAGUUAAACAAUGGAGUACUUAGAAUCCCAAAUCUGAUACAUCAUGAUCUUAUGGAAAUUGUGUUGAGAAAUCUCAUUGCUAUGGAGAAUUGUUGCUAUGAUGCCACAAAGUAUGUAACUUCGUACGCAUUUCUCAUGAAAAGUUUAAUUCAAUCAAUCGACGACGCCAAAUUUCUCCUCAAGAAGAGAAUUUUUGAUAAAGAUGAAGAAUUUUUUACAUUGUUCAAUAAAAUAUCAAUCGAUGUAAACGCAAAAGAUUUCUAUUAUGGGGAAUUGUGUGAAGAUUUCGACAAGUUUGCAAAAGUCGACAUAAAUAUUAGGUAUGCAAGGAAAGUCAAAACCAUUGUCACAAGAUGCCUUCGCGAGUUGUAG